AUGCCACCCCCAUCGAGGCGCCUUCUGAUCUUCCAGGAGGCGCGUAAUCCGCAAAGUCCCUCCGAGAUUGUGUAUCUUCCCGUCAAUAAACUGGGGCUACCGAUUUGCGGUGAUGGUCCGGAAAUGCCUUCCAUGUUGGAGCUGCCGUUACGGAUCCUGAAAGCGUUUACGGAUAUUUUCAAUCAGCCGAAGUAUAAGGGGUGGGCGCUGGUAGGUGCUGGGCCGUACCACGAUACUUCUGUAGAAGGGAAGUAUUAUGCUGUGGUGCUAGAGCAGGUUCAGGAGGUUACGGCUGCCUAA
Aspergillus luchuensis is the source of this 300-nucleotide messenger RNA. RefSeq lists its product as uncharacterized. Bases 1 to 300 code for a protein of 99 amino acids. The transcript has 2 exons. Lineage: Eukaryota; Fungi; Ascomycota; Eurotiomycetes; Eurotiales; Aspergillaceae. The record is from RefSeq and is a predicted model, not a curated record.